AUGGAUUUCAUCCUUCAGACAGCCUCCAAAUUUGACGUCCCGGUUCCGGAACUACUCCGCCUCGGCGGUGCUCAUCCUUCUCUCGAGGGUAGGCGGGGCUGGGCCCUUAGUGACGACGAUAUGCAGCGGCUCGUCACUGUGCGUGCGUUCUUCGCAGAACUCAUCAUCGCACAUACGCCCAACAUCCUCACACUCGACUAUAGUAUAGGCCGCUAUCGGAAUGCCUUCCAAGUGUUAAUGACGAUUCAAGACUCGUCCUCGUUCCACCGCCAGCCCAUGUUCCCUUUGUUGAAAAACGUCCACCUGCGGCUAUUCGGGCCCGGCACCUUUCUACGGCCACUGAGUGAGAUGGCUCCCAAUCUUCAAACCCUCCGUAUACAGGGCGUAACGGCACCGAUGGAAGGCUGGCACUUUGAAAAGGUCAAGGAUCUCCGACUAAGCUCAUCAAACUUCACGGGCUCAGAGCUCAGGGGCAUCUUGACAGGGUGUCCCGCUUUAACUAACUUUGAGCCGGAGAAGAGAGCCAUCGACUACGGAUCAGAAUCAGCCCAAUUCGGGGCUCAUCACCUCUCUAAAGCAUUUCACAGCCUUGAUGAAUUUACAGCUUGA
Messenger RNA from Colletotrichum abscissum, 609 nucleotides. RefSeq lists its product as uncharacterized. The transcript is spliced from 2 exons. The record is from RefSeq and is a predicted model, not a curated record. Lineage: Eukaryota; Fungi; Ascomycota; Sordariomycetes; Glomerellales; Glomerellaceae. Bases 1 to 609 code for a protein of 202 amino acids.